Molecule: messenger RNA, 1059 nt
Organism: Ziziphus jujuba (common jujube)
Lineage: Eukaryota; Viridiplantae; Streptophyta; Magnoliopsida; Rosales; Rhamnaceae
Product: ras-related protein RABA1c
Exons: 2
Coding region: 151-807 (218 amino acids)
Cellular component (GO): endosome
Molecular function (GO): GTP binding; GTPase activity
Source: RefSeq, a predicted model, not a curated record
UCAUUUUCUCUGGCGCUUUUUUAAAAUCCAUCUUUCACACACUUCCCACACUUCACUAUCCCACCGAAAGGAAAUACCUCCAAAUCCUCUGCAAAUCUCUCUCUCUCUCGCUGUGCAAUUUUCACAGAGCAUAAAGCUGAAACAGCUAAAAUGGCUGGGUAUAGAGCUGACGAUGACUACGAUUACCUCUUCAAGGUGGUGUUGAUCGGGGACUCCGGUGUGGGUAAGUCCAAUCUGCUCUCCAGGUUCACAAAGAACGAGUUCAACCUCGAGUCCAAGUCCACCAUUGGUGUUGAGUUCGCUACCAGGACUUUGAAUGUUGAUGGCAAAGUUAUCAAGGCUCAGAUUUGGGACACUGCUGGCCAAGAAAGGUACCGUGCCAUUACCAGUGCUUACUACCGUGGGGCUGUGGGGGCACUCCUUGUGUAUGAUGUUACCAGGCAUGCAACAUUUGAGAAUGUAGAUAGAUGGCUGAAAGAGUUGAGGAACCAUACUGAAUCCAACAUUGUUGUGAUGCUUGUGGGUAACAAAUCAGAUCUUCGCCACCUUGUAGCAGUCUCAACUGAGGAUGGGAAGUCCUAUGCCGAGAAGGAAUCACUCUAUUUCAUGGAGACUUCUGCACUGGAAGCAACAAAUGUUGAAAAUGCAUUUGCAGAAGUUCUGACUCAAAUCUACCAUAUUGUAAGCAAGAAAGCAGUUGAAGGAGCAGAAAAUGGAACAGAUUCUUCUGUCCCAUCCAAAGGAGAGAAAAUCAAUAUAAAAGAUGAUGUUUCAGCUUUGAAGAGAGUUGGGUGUUGCUCAAGCUAGAUCGCUGGGACAACUUGACUUGAAUCGAUUUAGUUUCUUUAUGCUGUGCCACUGUAACAUUUUCUGGGUAAACAAACUAGUGAAGAAAAGAAUUUUAUUGAGAUCUCAAUCCGAUACAUGAUGAUUUCAACAAAAGCUUAAUAGCACGUUAAUCGCUUCCGAUCUGCUUUUAAUUUUUCUUUCUUUUUUUAUUUAUUUUUUGGAGUGUAAUUGAGAAAUUUCAUUAUAUUAUUUAUCAACCCACUUUCUUUC